This is a messenger RNA of Galendromus occidentalis (western predatory mite), 1594 nucleotides long. RefSeq names its product heterogeneous nuclear ribonucleoprotein F. NCBI's taxonomy places the organism in Eukaryota, Metazoa, Arthropoda, Arachnida, Mesostigmata, Phytoseiidae. The transcript is spliced from 8 exons. The record is from RefSeq and is a predicted model, not a curated record. Gene Ontology annotation, molecular function: RNA binding. The coding region runs from base 1 to 1512 and encodes 503 amino acids.
AUGUCGGACGGCGAAGCGGAUACCAUCGUCAGGCUCCGUGGAAUGCCCUGGAGUUCGACAAAUGACGAUGUUCUGAACUUCCUUGGUUCCGACGUUCAUGUUCUGAAUGGCAAGGACGGCAUUCAUUUCACCUACACUCGCGAUGGUCGCGCGUCUGGCGAAGCUUACGUCGAGCUGGAAUCGGAACCAGACGUGGAGAACGCUCUGAAGAAGGACAAUGAGAACAUGGGCAACAGAUACAUCGAGGUCUUCCGUGCGAAGAGAGCCGAGAUGGAAUGGUGCAUGAAGAAAAGUUCAUCGAAUACCCUGGACGAAGGCAUCGUGAGACUGCGAGGCAUUCCCUUCGGUUGCUCGAAGGAAGAAAUCGCGAACUUCUUCUCCGGGUUGGAAAUAGUUCCGAAUGGGAUUGUGAUUCCUGUGGAUUUCAAUGGGAGGACAGCGGGCGACGCCUACGUACAAUUUGCGUCGAAAGAAGCAGCCGAAAAAGCGCUCGAAAAACACAAAGAGCGUAUCGGCCACAGAUAUAUCGAAAUCUUCAAAUCGAGUCUCAGUGAAAUGGAGAGCUCACUGCACGCUCAGUUGCGUUCGUUCGGAGGCGGAUUCGGAGGUAGCGGAGGAGGCGGCCGGAACUUUGGAGGGGCUGCUCCACAGAGAGGGGGGCGUCCUGGUCCAUACGACCGUAUGAUGGGACGGGGUCCCCCACCUCGGCGAGACGAAGGCUACAGCACCGGAUAUGACGACUACGGGUACGGGGGUCGCCGCGCAGGCAAGUCGAGUGGUGCCUCCUACUCCGGACAGGGUCACUUCGUGCACAUGAGGGGUAUCCCAUACAAAGCCACAGACUCGGAUGUGUACGACUUCUUCGCGCCCCUGCGACCAGUCAGCGUACAAUUCAUUUACGAAGCCGGUGGACGUCCUUCGGGCGAAUGUGACGUUGAGUUCUCUUCGCACCGAGACGCUCAGGACGCGAUGGCCAAAAACAACGCUCAUAUGGGAACGAGAUACGUGGAGUUGUUCCUCAAAAGCAACCCCGGUAGCAUGAGCAAGGGACACGGCAACGGCCAAGGACACAAUUACUUCUCGAACGAAUACGAUGAGUAUGAAUACGGAGGAGGAGGAGGUGGCGGCGGCGGCAACAGCGGUGGCGGGGGCAGCAUCGCCUUCCGGAGUUCCCGCAACGGAGGUUUCGGACCUUCGGGCGGCCAUUUCGUCCACAUGCGUGGCCUGCCCUACAAGGCCUGUGAGGAUGACGUGUUUCAGUUUUUCGAUCCGAUCCGACCGGCCAGCGUCAGGUUCACCUUCGACGCCACGGGUCGGCCCUCCGGUGAAUGCGACGUUGAAUUCGCUUCCCACAGAGAUGCAGCUGAGGCCAUGGAACGGAAUAAUGCCCAUAUGGGCAACCGUUACGUAGAGCUCUUCAUGAAAAGCUCGGCCCAGAACAAGGCUUUCGGGAACGGAGCUGCUUGCCAUGAUUUCUUUUCAGUUCCGUCGUACUCCACAAACGACUAUUGAGCAUCAGCAGUCUGAUCUACUGCGCCGUGCACUGCGCCACUACAUACGGCAACGGAGGCGGUUGUAUAGCUACCGAUAGCCA